Molecule: messenger RNA, 690 nt
Organism: Penicillium concentricum
Lineage: Eukaryota; Fungi; Ascomycota; Eurotiomycetes; Eurotiales; Aspergillaceae
Exons: 3
Coding region: 1-690 (229 amino acids)
Source: RefSeq, a predicted model, not a curated record
AUGGAUGAGCUACCCUUCCGGAACUGGUGCUUGAGCUGCCUUCAUACUAGUAUCGCAAACUAUGACCCUCGGCAAAACAAGCCCUUUCAAAUCUACUGUGCUGUCAAUGAAAACACUAAUAACUCAUCUUGUGGGCAGUGUUCUGGUCGAAAGAUUACCUGUGAAGCGCCCUCCUUGGGAAUGCUAGGUGACGUCUACGACUUGUGCGCGAUUCUGGAGUGGACUGGUACGUUUUGGUCUCGCGGCGAAACCUUAUACUGGAAUUCGAGCUUUUGCGUUGCUGUUUGCGAGGCCUCCAAGGAGCUCUGCCUCAGGUUUGAGCAUGCCGAAAUGACUCAUCGCCGCUUCCAUAUGUUGACUGUCAUCGAUUGGGACGAUUCAAACGAACAGCAGAAUGCUGAUAUCGAUAACUACCGAAGAUUCCUUGCUAAACGGCGCGCCUCGCUAGAUGUAAUGACAGCCCCCAUCACAGGCAUGAUCAAUCGCCAGGACUGGGUUACUUACAACCCGGAGAGACUGUUGCGCCUCUGCAGAGGAGACACUGGUUUCUUGGAGUGGUCUGAGGCAAAGACAGAGUUCCUUGAUCGUAUUCUGCGGGAGUCAAUUUCGCUCUAUGGUGGUGAGGGAUCUAAAUUCGGAAGACAGAGAGUGGGUUCUAUUAAGGACAGCUUCCCCGUGAAUCUGGAGUAG